ACAGGUGAGAUUCCAUCUGCGUUUGCUGAAUCCAGGAGCCUUGAAACAUUUUCCUUGUCGUAUAAUGAGUUUACAGAGACAAUACCUGCUGAGUUUGGCCGCUUGUCAAAUCUCAGUGUGUUAUUUCUUGGAAAAAAUCAGCUGACUGGGACCAUCCCAAAACUUCUGGGGAAUCUCACAAAGCUAACCGUUCUUGCUCUAGACUACAACAGGUUCGUAGGGGGGAAUUCCUCAGGAAUUGGGAAAUCUAGUCAACCUCGAACAGAUCGAUCUCUCGUUUAAUCAGUUAAUGGGUGAGAUCCCUUCAAGCUUUGCUCAAUGCAAGCGCCUUGAAAAUAUUUUCUUGGCAUCCAAUCAGUUAACUGGAGCCAUACCUGACAAGCUUGGCACCCUAUCGGAGCUUAGACUAUUGUCUGUUGGGAAUAACAGUCUAACUGGAGAAAUACCAUCAUCUUUUGGAAACCUUACAAAUGCGAUAUUAAUUGAGAUAAACUUCAACAAUAUCGAAGGAGUAAUUCCCAGUGAGCUUGGGUAUCUACCAAAUAUUGAAUAUCUAAAUCUUUGUCCUAAUAGGUUAACUGGUACUUUACCAAACUCCCUUCUGAAUGCUUCCACGCUUACUUUUCUCCAAGUUACUUCUAGCAAUUUAAUGGGACACAUUCCCAAUUUCCCAUUACAAUUGGGAAGUCCCUUCCAUUACUUACAAGAUUAUUCAUGAGUGACAACCAAUUCACUGGAGGAGUCGACUUCAUCACAUCACAUUCCAAUUGUAGGGAUCUAGAGUUUCUUGAUGUUGAACAAAAUCAGUUUGAUGGCGCACUUCCAAAUUCUAUAGGAAAUCUUUUUGUC
Molecule: messenger RNA, 849 nt
Organism: Asparagus officinalis (garden asparagus)
Lineage: Eukaryota; Viridiplantae; Streptophyta; Magnoliopsida; Asparagales; Asparagaceae
Product: receptor-like protein 12
Exons: 1
Coding region: 290-718 (142 amino acids)
Molecular function (GO): protein binding
Source: RefSeq, a predicted model, not a curated record